UUCUCUUGGAUUUGCGUGAAAACAAAAAUAUGAGAAAAUAGAGAGACGAUGAAUUAAUAUUAUCAAGUAUUUAAAAGGCCAACAGCCACAACGAUAGCUCCGAGGAAUUAUCAUACACAAAAUAACAGCUAUGAUAUUGGACAUAACAAAGAAUGGACUCACCAAAUGUCCCCCAAAAAGCAAAGGCUUCUACGCCGUGUAGUCGUGGUUAUCGCAUCCGGGCUGGAGUAAGGAGCUCCCCAGCGACUUCAAGACCAUUUGUUUCACCAGUUUUAAAGAGACCUUCACAAACACAAGGAAACCACCCUACGACCAAAAAGCCCAGACAAGAAACAAUUACAGGUCAUGAUGAUAAGAAUGAAAAAGAGCUUCAAAAGCCAGACUUGGAGGACGGCAAUCAUGUGAAUGUGACACUAACAAGAAGUGGCUUAUGGCACUCUCCAGAGACAAAUAAAAAUGGACUCCUAAGGCAAAUAGCAGAGAGAGAGGACAAACUGCGCAAAUUGAAAAUGGUGAAAAUGUAUAGAACCAAGAAUGAUUUGACAGACCUUCAAAAAUUAAUUGACAAAUGGCGGAAUGUAAGUCAAGAAGCAGCAGAGAGACUAUUGACAAAGAUAAAGAAGGAGCCAUCUCCAAAAAUGAAGGAACUCCUGGACCAGUUCCAGAUUGAUUACAAACUUAUAGGAUAUUCUGAAGAAGAGGAAGGUUUUGUAUAGCUAUUAAGUACCUAAACAUAAAUAAAGUUUAAUACCUAUAAACAAAAUAAUAAUAUGAAUGAGCACCUCUCCAAAACAUGUAGCACUUAGUAGCCUUCAAUGAUGAGUGGGGCAUUACUUUAGAAGGGAAGUACUGUAACUAUUAGUAAAAGGACUACCUGCUUCAGCAUUUUAUUAUUGAAAGCUUGCUUUCUUGUUAUGGUCCUGGGAGGACAUUUGCCCAUUGCACAUAACGGCCAUUCCACCCAUUCUGCUACCUGUAGAAAAUCGACUCGAAUGCCAUUCUGAACAUUCUCUACCAACCAUUCCCAAUCAAGAAUGAUAGGAAAAAAAACACCCUUAGUGUUUCUCAGUGUUGUAUUUAGGGUUUUUGGCUAUGAUGUGAAAACCAAGAGAGGCAAAUCAGGAAGUAAACUUCUUUUUAAAAAGCAAAGAGAAAUAAAGUCUAAACUUAAAGGGUAGAGAUUUACAGAUCCUGUUUUUUUUAGGAGUAGCAUUUUUGCAAUAUCACCAAUUUACUUCCGGUCAAUCAUGUAACAAUUUUCUAUUAUUUUUUAACUGUAAACAUGGAAAAAAAUCAACAUUAUUUAAAAACAGUGUCUUUUGAAAGUUUCUUCAAGCAUGUGAGUGAUAAGUUUGAGUGGAUGGUCCAUUAGACCAUCUUAGAAUCCAAAUGAUAUGAUAAACAAGGCAAUUCAAUAAAAAAUCAAAUAAGGA
This is a messenger RNA of Nematostella vectensis (starlet sea anemone), 1433 nucleotides long. Its product is annotated as swi5-dependent recombination DNA repair protein 1 homolog. The transcript has 4 exons. The record is from RefSeq and is a predicted model, not a curated record. Bases 153 to 716 code for a protein of 187 amino acids. Lineage: Eukaryota; Metazoa; Cnidaria; Anthozoa; Actiniaria; Edwardsiidae. Gene Ontology annotation, cellular component: Swi5-Sfr1 complex. Gene Ontology annotation, biological process: positive regulation of DNA-templated transcription; double-strand break repair via homologous recombination.